This is a messenger RNA of Thunnus maccoyii (southern bluefin tuna), 1210 nucleotides long. RefSeq names its product necdin-like 2 (gene ndnl2). The record is from RefSeq and is a predicted model, not a curated record. Bases 16 to 993 code for a protein of 325 amino acids. The transcript has 11 exons. NCBI's taxonomy places the organism in Eukaryota, Metazoa, Chordata, Actinopteri, Scombriformes, Scombridae. Gene Ontology annotation, cellular component: nucleus.
GGAAAGGAAUCGAGGAUGUACAAACUGAGAAAUGAGACGAGGGGUCAGGGGUCAGGGAUGCAGCCGGCGCGCGCAUUCAGCGUCAUCGACAGGCGCCGCGCAGCGCAGCAGCGGCGGGAGUUUCUGAACCCGAAACUACGGAAGGUUUCUGUUGAAACACGUCAGAGAGCCGCCAUGAUGAAGAGAAAGAGAUUGUCCAACACUCAGAGCUCCUCUCAGCCCAGGAGGCAAAGCGGCACGUUAUUGGCUGAGGAAGAGGAUGAAGACACGACCUUCACUCAGCCGAGUACGUCCCAGGUCCAGAGAGGGCUGGAGAAGUUCACGGCGGCGCAGGUGGACCAGAAGACUGCUGAGGUGGUUCAGUACUUCCUGGUGAAGGACCAGAAGAAGAUUCCUGUACGGCGAGCAGACCUGGUGAAACAUGUGGUGAAAGACUACAGAAACAUUUACCCCGAGAUCAUGAAGAGAGCAGCACGGACGUUUGAUCAGGUGUUCGGCUUCAAACUGGUUGAAAUUGACACCAAGAAUCACAUGUACAUACUGAUCAAUAAGCUGGAGACAGCUGAGGGAGCGCCGACCAUCAACCCCACAAACCCAAAGACCGGCCUGCUGUUUGUGAUCCUCAGUGUUGUCUUCAUGAAGGGAGGCGUCGUCAGAGAAAACGUCAUCUGGAACACUCUGAAGAGACUCCGCGUCGACUCCGGAGAGAAACACAAGGAGUUCGGUGACGUGAGGAAAGUCGUCACAGACGAGUUUGUGCGUCAGAGGUAUCUGGAGUAUGUGCGUAUCCCUCACACGGAGCCUAUUGAGCACGAGUUCAGAUGGGGUCAGCGAGCGAACAUGGAGGUGUCAAAAAGCAAAAUCCUGGACUUCAUGGGUGAACUUCAUGAACAGGACCCUCAGAGCUGGAGCCAGCAGUACAGAGAAGCCCACUGCACCUCCUCCUCCUCCUCCUCCUCCUCCACCCAGCCGAGCACCAGCAGCCAGAGAUAACUGGGACGUCUGGGAUCAUUAUUAUUAUUAUUAUUAUUAUUAUUAAUGCUGGAAUACAGAAGCUGUUUCUUGUUCUGUUAGUAUGUUGAACUUUGUACAGACUUUAAAUCACAAACUGAGGCAGGUUUUCACUUCAGUUUAUUGCCUUGAAUUAAAAGUCACAGUUUAUUUGCUCAAGUUCAGAAAAUAAAAUCUUUUAUAAUCGAUUUUACAUAAA